Messenger RNA from Strongyloides ratti, 849 nucleotides. RefSeq lists its product as hypothetical. The transcript has a single exon. Lineage: Eukaryota; Metazoa; Nematoda; Chromadorea; Rhabditida; Strongyloididae. The record is from RefSeq and is a predicted model, not a curated record. Bases 1 to 849 code for a protein of 282 amino acids.
AUGGUAAAAAUGUUAUAUUUUAAAAAUAUUAUUUUAUUUUUUACUUUAUCUUUUAUUCAUAUUAUUUUAUCUCAAAAUUUAAAAAAUUUUAACCAAACAAUUUAUCAUGAUUUAAUAGAAGAAAAAGGUUUGCCAAUUGCCAUAAAUAAUGAAAAAGUUUUAAAAAGUACUUUUGAAGAUGACUCUAAACUUGAUGCUUUUGUAAGACAAAAAAGACAAUUAUCAGUGCGUAAUCAACAACUUCUAAGAAGAUUAAGAAAAGCAAAUCAACAAAGAAGAAUAAGACAACAAAAAGAACAAAAACAAAGAUUAGAACGUUCAAAAAAACAAAAAAAUUAUUUACAAGAACAACAAAAAGCAGCACAAACAAGAAGAAUGAAUGCAAUUAAAAAAGAAAAAGAACGUUUAGAAAAGUUUAGACUUGAACGUGAGCAAAGACUGUCUUCAAUCAUGGCUGCAAGGACUACAAAUAAACCUGCUACAACAACUCCUAGUAGUCCAAGCGGUCCUGGCAGCCCAAGCGGUCCUGGAACUCCAAGUGGUCCAGGAACUCCAAGCGGUCCUGGAACUCCAAGUGGUCCAGGAACUCCAAGCGGUCCUGGAACUCCAAGUGGUCCAGGAACUCCAAGCGGUCCAGGAACUCCAAGUGGUCCAGGAACUCCAAGUGGUCCAGGAACUCCAAGCGGUCCAGGAACUCCAAGCGGUCCAGGAACUCCAAGCGGUCCAGGAACUCCAAGUGGUCCAGGAACUCCAAGUGGUCCAGGAACUCCAAGUGGUCCAGGAACUCCAAGUGGUCCAGGAACUCCAGGCAGUCCAGGAACUCCAGGCAGUCCUGGAAAUACUGGUUAA